UAAAUUAAAAUAGAUAAAAUGGCAGAAAUGUCUUACUAAAAAAUACCACGUUCAAUAUAGAAAGGACCAUGUGACCUAACUUUGCGUGGUUAAAUAAAGCACGUCAUCAUCAUCUAUCUUUCACUUUCUAUCCGAAUCUAUUAAUCUGAUUAUUUAACAAUCUUCAUUUCUAUCAACUUCGUUUUUUUAUAACAUUCUUUCUCGUUCUCACUUCCUCUCUCUUUAUUUUUGCCAUACUUUUCAUUAAAAUAACAAUUUAAAUGAGUGAAUGGAUCGGAUAAUUUGUACAGAUUGUUCAAAGUUAUAGUUGUCGUGAUGCUUUCAAUGCAUAAUGCCCGUUGACAUAUGUUUAAAGCUUUGCGGCAAAUCAAACAUUGUACAGUCUGUGAUACACGAUCUGUAAAUGUAUUUUUUGAAAUGUUAUUACUAUUACACAUUAUCACUUGAACACUGUUAUAUCCAGACAAUUGUUUUGUAGAAUUUAAUGAUGUGAUACAUAGAGAACACAUUUUUGAACUUAUAUAUGUAAAUUUCUGCAGUUUCAAGUUGAAAUGUGCUUCCUCUCAUAGCGCCCUAAAAAUAUAAUCUAAAAACUCAAUUUCGGCAUGAAAUGUGAAGGUUUUUUCUGGGCGUUUCUAAUAUUCGUACGUAAUUGUUCAGUCAUUUUUUUCGUGAACCAAGACACAGCGUGCAUAAUAAAAUUGAAAACUAUCACCCUGAUUUCGCAAGACAGACGCCAUAGAAGGUCAUAAGCAGUAAAUCCGCUAGCCUCGGAUUUGAAUGGAGCUCAUCACGACAUCCCCUGAAAGGGCUCAUUGAAGAUUAGCUGUCUAUGAGCAGCGAAGUGGCAUUGGGCGAAUCGAAGUCUAUCGAUUGUGUAGUGUUGAGGGAGGUACUGUGCAAAGAUAACAAGCUAACUAGUGUUUAGUGCGGCAUCUGGUUUUGAGCCUUGCAUGCAUUGGCAUCUAUCCAGCUUGUUGGAAGCAUGGCAAGCAAUUCUAUCGCACUUCACGAGGAAGGAUGGUGCCACCACUGAGGCUCUGGACAGAAGGAGGCCACUGUUCCUUCGGACUCCUCAUCUUAAACGAGAACCUGGGCGUAGCCGGAUGGACGGUGCAUCAAGGUCAGGGGGGUCCAUCGCAGAUGAUGACUCCCCGGAGUUUGGAAUGCGCAGUGGUGAACUUGGGAGGAGAAGAGAUGAAGACACAGCCUCAGGUUAUAGGAGAAUGCUCGAGCUACAUAAACAGGCUCAGCAACAGCAAGCUGCACUUACAAGCAAGCUGCAGGCUAAGCUGCUGCAGUACAAGAAACGAUGCAUGGAAUUGGAAAGCCAGAUGGAAGAUAUGGUAGAAAGACCUCCUGUUAUGGGAGCAUCCGGAUCUGCGCUAGAAGCUGCCCAGCAACACCUUAGAGAGCUGAGAGACGACCGUGUUCAAGACUUAGACUCAGCCAUUAGAGCCUUAAAUGAAGAAAGAAGAAAGCUUGAAAAAAUGUAUCAGCUAAAUUCAUCACUCCGUCAACAACUUGAAGAAGCACAAGAGAGUAAUGAGACUCUAAUAGCUGAUAUGCAGAAGCUCACUAGUGACUGGGAAGUAAUGAGAGAGGAGAUGAUUAUGAAGGAAGAUGAAUGGAAAGAAGAAGAACAAUGUUUCAAUGAUUAUUAUUCGAAUGAACAUUCACGCCUUUUGGGUCUUUGGAGAGAUGUCGUAAAUAUGAAGAGGCAAUUCACUGAAAUGCAAACUGCAACCCAUCGAGACCUAUCAAAGAUGAAGUCAGAGCUUUCUAGUGCUUCCAGAGAUCUCAUUGAUGCUUCCAGUGGUUUGCAAAUCAAACACAUCAGAUCUUCUGCUGUUGAUGAAGAAGCAAGACAACAAAUGGAAGUUGAACUUAAUGCACUUCGUGAAACUUUAGCACAAUUGAAAGCAGAGAAAGAAGUUGUCCAGCUAGAAGUCAGGUCUAAGGAAGAGAGAAUUCAAUCUUUAAACAAAGACUGUAGAAAUCUUGAAGAAAGAUGCAGUGCUGCUGAAGCGACUGUCAGUGAAGUUGCUAAACUGCAAACUGAACUUGACCUUCUCCAAUCUGCCAUGAGAGAUAUUGCCCAUGCAGUUUUACAAGAUGCAGAUGCACGUGAUGGAGAAACUCAUAGAUUACAUCUUACUCCAUCACAACCUUUGCCUCCAAGAUCCCCCAAGAGGUGUGCAAGGACCCCAACAUCACCCGCAUUUGUUGAAAGCACAAUAUCAGCUGUACAAGCUGCACUUAACAAAUAUCAGCUAUUAAUACAUGAACUUCAAGUUAAACUUGCUAGUACAAAAGAGCAAGCUUCAACAUGGAAAAGACAGUGUGAGACUUAUGAAGAUACACAAAAAGCCCUUGAAAAUCGCCUUGCUGAAAUGACAUCUCAACUCGAUACUUGUAAAAUCCACUCGAAUCAGUUGAAUCAGGAAAAAGAACUUUUGGCUAAGUCUUUGGAAGCGUCUCGUGCUGAAAAGAAUGCUCUGGACAAAAACAGGAUGGAAAUUAAUGCAAUGCUUGACAAUCUGAGUGCUGAUUUUGAGAAACUGCAAAAGGCAAAUGUCAGACUUCAAAAGAACAAUGAAGCACUUGAGGAUGAAAAAACAUACCUGCACUCUGAAAUCGAUAGAAUGACAAAGGAUUCUGAUCUAAGAGAAAUGAAUCUUCGAAGUGAGGAGGACAGGUGUAGCCGAUUGAAAGAAGAAAUACUUACCCUCAGGGAAGAACUGAACAAAGCCUACCUGGCCAAAGACCUGCUCGAGCAACAGAAGACUGAAACGGACAGCUUGCUUUCUCAAAUUGACAAAACAAGGGGGGAUGUUGAACUCGAGUUGGAACAGGUAUUAUUGGAAAAAUCUGAUAUGCAUGAAUCCCUGGCCAAAGCUGAAGCUGUUGCUGCCUCCCUUGAAGCUGAUAAGAAAAAACUGCAAGAUGAAAUAAAACGACUGCAAGAUGAUAAAAUCUCUUUGCAAAACCAAGUUCAAGAUCAAAACAAUGACUUGUCUUCACUCAGAAAAGAGAUCCUUCAAGCUGAGCAGUCUAGGCUUGAUCUUGACUCAGAGAAAAUCUCACUCCAUGAGAAGUGUAAAUUUUUGGAAAUGGAAAAAGAGAAGGUUGAGUUAGAGUUGAGUCAAGCAUGCAGAGAACGGUGUGAGCUGAGUAAUCAACUUUCCAUGGCUGGGCGAAAGAGGGAGGCCUUAAAUGAGGAACUGAGCAGAAUUAAGCAACGACUGGAACAAGUCAAUGAAACUAAUUCUCGCAUUAAUCGCAGUUUGGAAGACCUAGUUAAAGACUGUGAAAACAAACAGGUAAUGCUUGAAGGCAAUGAAAAGGAAAUCCAGCGUCUCCAAGAACAAAUUGCAUCCAUGAGAGCAGAUAAGGAAGCUUUGGAAGCGACGCUGUUCGACAGCCAAGCUAACAUCGAAAACCUUGAAGCAAAGAGGGCCCAGCUUGAGAAAGAUCAUCAGGAAUUAUUGGUCCAUGAGGAAUCUCUAAAAGGGGAGAUUGCUAAACUCAAAUCAGAUUUGGAGAGUAAUGAAAAAAGAGCUCAAGAAACAAAGCAGAUGCUUCUCCAACAGGCAGGCUCGAAGGAAGGGGAAUUUAAACAGACAAUAUCGAACCUCAAGAAGAAAAAUGAUGAAACUAUCCAUAAACUCACAGAGGAAAAAGAACAACUGAGGAUUGCCUUGGAGAAAAAGUUAGCAACUACAAUCGAAGGUUUAACAAUGGAGAAAGAUUCUGAGAUUAGGCAGCUUGAAGAAAGAAUUUCUGGAUUGCAACAGCAAAUUGAGAACGUUUGCCAGCAGCAUGAAGAAGUUCUGCUAAGGGCUGAAAGUGACAAGCAACAAGCACUUCUUCUUGCUCAACAAGAUCAUCAAGUGAUUUUUGAAAAACUUGAAGAGGCAAGAAGAGAAAUAGAAGCAGAACGAGUGGCUAAUGAAAGAAAUAGAAGAGAUGCAGCAGUUAGAGGAGAGCAAGACCGUGCAACAAUUAAUUCAUUAAGAGACAGUGUCAAUUCAACAAAUGCAAGGCUUGAGCAAUUAAGGACAAGAGCUGAAGAAGAAAAGGCAUCUCUGGAAGCAAAACUUUCUGAAGUUUGCAAGGAACGAGAUGCUGAAGUACAGCACAGUGAAGAUAUCAAACUUCAACUUCACCUUACUGAAGAUAAACUCGAUUCCUUAACAUCUCAGUUGAAUGAAACAACUCACAGAUUAAAAGAUGUGGAAAAUGUACGAGAUGGUCUUCUAAAAGAAUUGACAGAUGUGAGAAGAAACCUUGCAGAUGCGUCUUUUGAAAAAGAAAAGUACAGUGCUUCAAAUAAAGAACUUAGGGAACAUGUGAAAAGGGCUGAAGGACAGAAGAGAGAGCAAGCGAGGGCCCUCGAGGAGGCUUUAAGUAAAAUAACAACAAUUGAUGAGGCAAGAAGAAAUCUAGAAAAUGAAAGAGCAAGGCUUCAAGGAAUGGUUAGGGAACUGGACAAGAGUCUUCUUGAGACAAAGCAACAAGCCAGUGGCGCUGGGGAUGAGCUGACAAAAGCAAAGGACCUUAUUAACCAAAAGAUUUCUGAAGAGAGGCAACUUCAGGCAAGGUUGUCCAGUCAAGCUGAAGAACGAGAUAGAGCUAAGCAACAAGUUCAUCAGUUAUCCAAACAGGUUAUGGAAUUGGAAAAUUCACUUGACAAUGCCAGAGAAGAAGCAGCAAAGAACAGAAGUAAGGGGGAUGAUGAAGAAAGGCGUUUCAGAGAAAGAGAAGAAGAGCUAUUAAUGAGGUUAGAAGAGAGUAGAGCAAAUGAAAGGAAGCUCCAAGACACAAGCCACAAUCUUGAAGUUUGUCUUACUGAUGCAACCCAGCAGAUACAAGAACUUAAGGCAAGACUUGGAGGAUCUGAAGGCAGAGUGAGAGCAUUGGACGCACAGCUUGUCCACCUGGAAGGCAGCAAACGUGAAGUUGAACAAAAGUUAAGUUCAGUAGGGUCCACACUGCGCCGAAUAGCAGGCAUUCAGCUUGACGGGAGUGUUAAUCUUCCUUAUAAGCUUCUAUCUCCGACAAGAAGGUGGAGUCCUGUCAGAUCACAGGCUCAGUCUCACGGCCAGGAUCAUGGUGAUGGCUCAAGGGCAGGUGACAAUAUCUUGUUAGAAGUUGAUCCGGAUGCGGUAAGAAAAGGUGUUAGGACAUUAAUGCAUCAAGUAGCUCAAAUUGAAAGGGAACGAGAUGACCUGAAGGCCAAUUUGAGUGACUUUAAGAAGCAUAUCAGAGCCCAGAAUGAAGAUCUCUCUAAAUCUGAUGCUAAAUUAAAAUCUACUAUUCAGCUUUUAAGACAGGUUCAAGAAGAAAAAGGCUCUUUAGAAGCAAGGCUUGGUCAAAAAACUGCAGCCUUACAGUCACAGACUGAAGCAAUGCAGAGUAAAACUGAAGAAGGCCAUCAUCUGCAAGAGAAACUUACAACAGUUGAAAUGGCUCUAAAGAACAUAACAGAAGAAAAAGCCCUAUGUGAAGACAAACUUGAGAAGAUAAGGCAAACAUUGGCAAAGACUGAUGCAGAUAAAAGAUCUCUUCAAGAUGAACUCUCAAAAUGUGAAGCGAGGGCGACAAAACUUGAACUUCAGAGAAUGGGAAUGGAAGGUGACAUUCAAAGGCUUCAAAUAGUAAUGCAGGAGAAAGAUGCAGCAAUUCAAAAACUACAAGAUAGGCUAGAAACUGAAAGUGCCACUGUGUCAGAGUUGGAAGAAAGGUGUACUUCUCUAAAGACUACAGUAGAGAGGUUGAACCAAACUCUUGAAAGAUCUUCCCAAACAGAAGUUGAACUUCAAUCAGAACUCGCCAGCCUUCAAAAGUCACUUACUGAAGUUUCUAAUACUUCUCAAAAUAAUGCUGAGAAGUUGAAAUCUCUUCAAAAGGCAGUUUAUAAUGCUGAAAAUGAAAAAAAGGUUGCAGUGGAACGUUUAGAAGCAUCUCAAGCCAAUCUUGCAGAGUUGCGAAGAAAUUAUGCAGUGAUCAAAGAAGCACAUGCAAGGCUUCAAGCAGAGCUUUCGACCAGCGAAGUGGAAAAAUCCGCACUUGAAGCUCAACUAAGGAUGCAGGCCUGGCCUAACGAGUCAGAAGAACUCAAACGACAAGCCAAUGAACUUGUUAUGAAGAUAGAUUCUCUACAGGACAAGGUUAGGCACUUGGAGUCGGAGAAGCGUAGCUUAGAAAGAAAACUACAGUCGAGCCGUUCCAAAAGUUAUGAAAGGGGAGAAAAAGGCUCUCGUGAGUGGGAUAUAGGUGGAGGUGGAGAUAGUAUCGGUAUGAUCGGUAGUACAAAUAACCUUUUACUGGAACAAGAAAAUAUUGAGCUUAAAGCAAGGAUCAGAUCGCUUGAAACAGAACUGGCUAAGAGAGAAUCAGAAUUGCACAGGUUAAAGUCAACUUUGGAUAUGUCAAGAAAUUCAAAUAAGGAAUGGACAGGUGAUAUAGAAAGAUAUAGAUCAGCUCAACUUCAAGCAGAAAGAUUGUUGGAGGCAAGAGAACAAUCACAUCGACAACAGAUUUUAAGGCUUGAAAAUCAGGUAAAGAUGUUGAGGGAGCAGUUAAACCAGGAGGUGAAGAGACGACAGAUGUUUAUUUUAAGAAGCGGCAGAACAGGCAGAGAGGUGCAGCAGCUACAUCAUGUUUUGGGCAACUCACUGCGCAAUGUUUCUCAAGACCCUGCUCUUGAUUCGUACCUGCUCGAGAACGAGGCAAGAAAACUGGAUACAACACUUCACUCAAGUGGUCAGCCAAUAGCUCUUCCGCCACCUCACUCGUCUAGAAAAUAAAACUGUGCAAAUGGUUGUAACUUGACUACCAUGGUACAUUGAUUACUCUCAGGUAGGGCAAUCAUGCUCUUCCAAAGAGAAGUUGUUUGAGCUUAAAUGGUAUAUUUGUGUCUUGACUUACUCAUGGAAAUAUCUUUAAAAGUGAGGUUCUUCACUCUUUUGUUACUGCCAUUAAGUUUUAUUGGAAAAUUAUUGCUGUUGGUACUAAAUCUUUCAAUCAUUAUGUAACACUUUAAGUUACCAGAUUAAGAAUGAAAAUUGUCUGUAAACAUAUUCAUAACUUAAAAAUUCCAUCAAUGACUGAUUGUUGUCUUUUUUUUUAUUGAUACAAAUCCAAAAUUUUCUUCAGACAUUUAAUAUGAUAUUAAAUA
Molecule: messenger RNA, 7183 nt
Organism: Cimex lectularius (bed bug)
Lineage: Eukaryota; Metazoa; Arthropoda; Insecta; Hemiptera; Cimicidae
Gene: Root
Product: rootletin
Exons: 30
Coding region: 954-6812 (1952 amino acids)
Source: RefSeq, a predicted model, not a curated record